CGCAGGUACGACUCCGUCGAGGGCAUCGAGGUCGCGUGGAACGUCGUGAAUUUGAAGACCAUGCCCCCCAACGAGAAGGCGCGCGUCAUCAACGAGGUGCGGCUGCUGGACCGCCUCGAGCACGAGAACAUCAUCGACUUCCACGGGAGCUGGGUGAACCGCGAGCGCGGCGAGGUCUGCUUCAUCACGGAGAUCCUGAGCUCCGGGUCGCUGAAGAAGUUCAUCAACAAGGUGCAGGUCGUGCGCUGGAAGAUCAUCAAGCGCUGGGUGCGCCAGAUCCUGAAGGCCCUGGCCUACCUCCACAGCCAGACGCCGCCCAUCAUCCACCGCGACAUCAAGUGCGAGAACAUCUUCAUCAACGGGUCGACGGGCGACCUCCGCAUCGGCGAUUUGGGGUUGUCGACGGCGAAGAAGGUCAACGAGGGCAAGGGCCAGUCCGUGCUCGGCACGCCCGAGUUCAUGGCGCCGGAGCUCUACGACGAGGAGUACGACGAGAAGGUCGACGUCUUCGCGUUCGGCAUGUGCGUCCUCGAGAUGAUCACGAAGCAGCUGCCCUACUCGGAGUGCACGAACGCGACGCAGAUCUACCGCAAGGUCUGCGGCAACGUGCCGCCGGACGCGCUGCGCCUCAUCCCCGACGACAAGGCCCUGGACUUUGUGAAGGGCUGCAUCCAGAAGGACCCGGCGGAGCGUUUGGGCGCCGCGGAGCUCCUCAAGCACGACUUCCUC
This is a messenger RNA of Aureococcus anophagefferens, 729 nucleotides long. RefSeq lists its product as hypothetical. Gene Ontology annotation, molecular function: protein serine/threonine kinase activity; ATP binding. Gene Ontology annotation, cellular component: cytoplasm. The transcript has a single exon. The record is from RefSeq and is a predicted model, not a curated record. The annotation marks the transcript as partial. Gene Ontology annotation, biological process: intracellular signal transduction; protein phosphorylation. NCBI's taxonomy places the organism in Eukaryota, Pelagophyceae, Pelagomonadales, Pelagomonadaceae.